CCCAAGUAUUCAUAGGAGCUGUGAUUAGUUCCGAAAAAUUUCCGGGCUAUGCUAACUCUCCCCAACACAAAAUGUUAUAAUCGAUGAGUUUUCGUCCGCGCGAACAACACAAGAGUUUCUUAGCACAUAUGACUAGAAAAGUUGUGCAUUUGGGUUAGGGCUAUGAGCCGACAAUAUCCUUUUAAUCCUCUAGUUUUGUCUUUGCCGCGCGCCGCAGCGGCCGGCCGAGUCGUCAGCCGUGUGUGUAUGUGUGACCUUGCACAGCCGAGGACAGCAGGCCCGUCGCGGCCGGCCGCUAUAAAGGCCGCCGCCGGCCGUCCACCGACACAGUAUCGCUCACCUCACCUCUCCACUCACAUCAUGAAGCUGCUGGCGCUGCUGGUUGUCGUCGUCGCUGCCGCCGCAGUGGCCGAGGCCGACGGGGGAUAUGGCCACCAGACACACUACCCGGUCAAGACGAUCGUCAAACACCGCCGCUACCCGGUGGUGAAGCACCAGCCGUACCCGGUGGUGCGCCGCGUGCCCGUCUACAAGCCCGUCCACAAGACGGUCGUCAAGCACGUGCCCCAGCCGUACCCGGUCGUCAAACACGUGCCCGUCGUCAAGCACGUGCCCGUGGUCAAGGAGGUGCCCGUGGUGAAGCACGUGCCGGUCGUGAGGCGCGUGCCCGUGGUGCAGCACAAGUACCAUGUCAGGAAGGUGCCCGUGCACGUUCCCGUCUAUGUGCAGAAGCCCUCUUACGGCUACGGCCACCAUUAAACUUCCGGCAUCUAUAAAUUAAUCCAUUUCUCCUUGCUGCACUGCCGCGCUGUGGUCUGGUGUCUUCCGACCGCGCCCACCCACAGAACCCCCCAUCCGGCCCCUGGGCGGCGCCCUCCCGGCUCCCGGGGUGCUGCAGACCGUGUCCGCCGCACUGGAGCGUCUGUCUAUGCCGCGCUGUGUUACCGCCAAUGUGUUGUGAACUGCCUGUGUAUGCUGCGAUAGCACCCCUGUGCUGUCAAAUAUACAGUAUAUAUCGUA
Amphibalanus amphitrite is the source of this 1020-nucleotide messenger RNA. RefSeq lists its product as uncharacterized. The coding region runs from base 163 to 759 and encodes 198 amino acids. NCBI's taxonomy places the organism in Eukaryota, Metazoa, Arthropoda, Thecostraca, Balanomorpha, Balanidae. The record is from RefSeq and is a predicted model, not a curated record. The transcript is spliced from 3 exons.